Chroicocephalus ridibundus (black-headed gull) is the source of this 4223-nucleotide messenger RNA. It is a transcript of the gene TRAPPC11, whose product is annotated as trafficking protein particle complex subunit 11. The coding region runs from base 272 to 3292 and encodes 1006 amino acids. The transcript has 26 exons. The record is from RefSeq and is a predicted model, not a curated record. Lineage: Eukaryota; Metazoa; Chordata; Aves; Charadriiformes; Laridae.
GCUUCCUGAGGCGGCGGCCCUCCCUCGCCCUGCCCGCCGACGCCUCCCGUGACUGGCGGCGGGGCCGAGUCCCGGCGGUGAGUGGUGCCCGGGACGGGCCCAGUGCCCUGUCAGCGCCUGGUGGUGCCGCGGGGAGCUGCCGCGGCCAGGGAGUAGUGGCCGGCCUAGGCCGCGGGGAGCUGCCGCGGCCGGGGAGGAGCGGCCGGCCUGGGCUGCGCUGAGGGCUGCCGGCCCGCCCGCCGCCUCGUAGGCCGCCUUGCCCGGUCUCAGGAUGACCCCGACGCAGUGGGACUUCCCGGUGGAGCUGUGCUGCCGGCCUAUGGCGUUCGUCACCCUCACCGGCUUGGACGUGGUGUACAACGCCGUGCACCGAGCCGUGUGGGACGCCUUCUGCGCCAACCGGAGGGCCGACCGCGUCCCCAUCUCCUUCAAAGUGCUACCCGGCGACCACGAGUACCCCAAGUGCCGGACCAAGAGGACAUCCUAUGAAUGGUAUAUUCCAAAAGGAAUUCUGAAGACUGGUUGGAUGAACAAACACCUGAAUUUGGUUCCAGCACUUGUUGUGGUGUUCUAUGAACUAGACUGGGAUGAGCCGCAAUGGAAAGAAAAACAGUCGGAAUGUGCCACUCGAGUUGAAAUUGUCAGGCAAAGUUUGCAGGGAAGAAACACAAAAGUUGCUGUGGUUCUAAUUCAGAAAAAAACACCGUUACCUCCAGGGGAAGAUGUUAUUGCAUCGGAGAGGGCAGCGGCUUUAUGUAAUGCUUGUGACCUUUCUGGAAAAUCCCUCUUUGUACUUCCACACACUGAUCACCUUGUUGGUUAUAUUAUAAGGUUGGAAAAUGCUUUCUAUGAGCACGCACAGACUUACUAUUACACAGAAAUACGAAGAGUUAAAUCUCAUAAGGAGUUCUUGAACAAAACCACUCAUCAGCUUUUAUUUGUUAGACACCAGUUCAAAAUAGCAUUCUUCAGUGAGCUGAAACAGGAUACGCAGAAUGCUCUCAAGUCCUCUGUGAUAUAUCCCAAUCCGGAUCCCCUGGAAACGCAAACUGGAGUGCUUGACUUCUAUGGGCAACGACCAUGGCGGCAGGGCAUAUUAAGCUUUGAUCUUUCUGAUCCUGAAAAGGAGAAGCUGGGGAUUUUAUCCCUACAGUUGAAAGAGAAAAAUGUCCUUCACUCGGAGCUAAUAAUAGCUUUGUUGAGUAAUGCUGUCGCGCAGUUCAAGAAAUACAAAUGUCCAAGAAUGAAAAGUCAUUUGAUGGUUCAGAUGGGAGAAGAAUAUUACUACGCUAAAGAUUAUACCAAAGCUUUGAAACUCUUAGAUUAUGUUAUGUGUGAAUAUCGCAGUGAAGGAUGGUGGACACUUCUCACUUCCAUAUUGACGACAGCUCUGAAAUGUUCAUAUCUGAUGGCCCAGCUGAAAGACUAUAUAACGUACUCUUUAGAGCUACUGGGUAGAGCAUCUAAUCUUAAAGAAGAUCAGAAAUCUCGAAUAGAAAAAAAUCUAAUAAAAGUUCUAAUGAAUGAAAGCCCUGAUCCUGAACCUGAUUGUGACGCUGCUGCUGUGAAAGCAUCACAAAAAUUGUGGGCUGACCGUGUUUCCUUGGCAGGCAGUAAUGUUUUUACAAUAGAAGUCCAGGAUUUCAUACCAUUUGUGCAGUGCAAAGCAAAGUUUCUUGCUCCUAGUUUUCAUGUUGAUGUUCCUGUGCAGUUUGACGUGUACCUGAGAGCUGAUUGUCCUCAUCCUAUCAGGUUUUCUAAGCUCUGCAUCAGUUUCAAUAAUCAGGAUUACAACCAAUACUGUGUGGUAGAAGAAGCCUAUCAAAAAAGUGAUGUUCUAGAACAGUCAUCGCAAGGAACAAUGUGCUUAGUCCCUGGCAAAACGAGAAGGUUCACUUUCAAAUUUGUUGCAAAAACUGAAGAUGUAGGAAAGAAGAUUGAGAUCACCUCUGUGGACUUGAUCCUGGGAAGCGAAUCUGGCCGAUGUGUGAUUCUGAACUGGCGUGGGGGAGGUGGAGAUGCUGCAUCAUCUCAAGAAGCAUUGCAGGCAGCACGUUCCUUCAGGCGAAGACCUAAGCUUCCAGAUAAUGAGGUGCACUGGGACAGCUUGACUGUUCAGGCAAGCACUAUGAUUAUUUCUAGAGUGCCAAACAUUUCUGUUCAGCUCCGUCAUGAGCCUCCUGCCCUGACUAAUGAAAUGUAUUGUUUGAUUGUGACAGUCCAGUCACAUGAGGAGACAGUGGCCAAAGAUGUUAAGCUUACAGCAGGUUUAAAGCCAGGGCAAGAUGCCAACCUGACUCAGAAAACUCAGGUGACUCUUCAUGGAACAGACGCCUGUGAUGACUCCUUUCCCGCACUGCUUCCUGAUAUCCCUGUAGGAGACUUGCAACCAGGGGAAAAGCUGGAAAAAACAAUAUACAUUCGUUGUGGAACAGUUGGUUCAAGAAUGUUUCUCGUUUAUGUUUCUUACUUAAUCAGCACAAUCGUUGAGGGGAAAGAAAUCCUCUGCAAGUGUCACCGGGAUGAAACUGUAACCAUAGAAACAGUAUUUCCUUUUGAUGUUGCGGUCAAAUUUGUCUCCACAAAGCUGGAGCACUUGGACAGAGUAUUUGCAGAUAUACCGUUUUUACUGAUGACAGACAUCCUGAGUGCCUCUCCUUGGCCUCUCACUAUUGUCGCCAGCCAGCUACAGCUGUCAGCUUCCAUGACCCCAGUAGAUCAGCUGGAAUCUUAUGUGGAGAACGUUGUUUUACAGACAGGUGAGAGUGCCAGUGAGUGCUUUUGCCUUCGGUGUCCUCCAGUUACUAAUGCUAGUGGAGUGGCAACUGGAUCUUAUAUCAUUUCCUGGAAGAGAAGCUCACCUGUGGAAAGUGUACCCGUUGUUAGUACAGUCAUCACGCUACCGCAUGUGGUUGUAGAGAGCAUUCCCCUCCACGUCAAUGCAGAUCUGCCGUCAUUUGGUCGAGUCCGAGAAUCCCUCCCUGUCAGAUAUCACCUGCAAAAUAAGACCAGUUUAGUGCAGGAUGUGGAGGUGUCGGUGGAACCCAGUGAUGCCUUCAUGUUCUCUGGCCUUAAACAGAUCCGAUUAAGAAUCCUUCCUGGCACGCAGCAGGAAAUGUUAUAUAAUUUCUAUCCUCUGAUGGCUGGCUAUCAGCAGUUACCAUCUCUUCACGUUAACCUGCUGCGAUUCCCAAACUUCACUAACCAGCUGCUCCGACGAUUCAUACCGACACACAUUUUUGUAAAGCCUCAGGGUCGUCAAGCGGAUGAUAACUCGAUUGCAGCUGCGUAACUCCGAGACCCGGAUCUCUGCACUUAAAGAAAAUGGGAUGUUGCACAGAAUAUGUAAAGCUUCCUUUGGAAACGUGGCUUUGAUCAAAACAUAAGAAUUAAAUUUUAUUCUUCGAUUACAACCCCUAGCAGAACUAAUGUUUAAAACUAGUCUUUUGUAGACUUCCUUUAAAGGAUAAACAUAUGAGGAAAACCUGGUGCUUUAUUUAACAGGAACAUUCUUUUGAAGUUAACUUUGAAUGUCAAACUCUUAAAAGUAUCAUUAAGGCAUAUUAAAUGUCUUGAGUAUUUAAGUGAAGAAAUGCUAAUUCGUGUGACCGAAACCAAAAGACGUUUUCAUAAUUAACAGUAAGUUGAAGUGCAAAGUUUGUACUUGCUACUAGAGAUUUGCAACAUUGAAAAUGACCAUCCUUUACAGCAGUUUGUGCUCUGCCACUUGUGUUGAGGGCAGAAGAGUGUGUGCAGUAGCACAGUAAACUACAAAGGGUUACAAUGAACUGUUGGAAUUGAGCGUCUUACUAGUUCUUUAAAGCCGUAAAUCUAAAAGGCACUAUUUCUCCUGGGUAAGCCAUACAUCCGAAUUUGAAUGCGGCAGCUGGUCUCAUGAAUAGGGAGAUUCAUUUGUAACAGCAGGGCUAUCCAACCUGAAGCUGAUACGGUUUUUGGAUUAUUUUUACACACACAGCUUCCAGAUUAAAGAUAAUGUCUUCACAGUCUCCUGCUGUGUGAAUUGGAAAAAAUGGACAUCCUACUGUUGUACAGCUCCGGAUGAACUGGUGUUUAAAAUACAGUAGAUCACGUGUAUAUAAAAAAAAAAAGUAUUGUGAAAACUUCAGUUGUUUAACUUUCUAAAUAAUUACGUUUUGAUUGCUUGGGAAAUACCUUAUUUAUUGUCAAAGUGAAGUUCUAAUAAACAGCUUGUAACAGAGUAA